GAGUGUACCUGAGUGACAGUGGAACAGCAGUGGAUGUACAGAUCUCCUGCACGCGGAUUUACCAGCACACGGUGUUCCUCACCUCCUCCACGUCUGUAUGCGCGAGAGCAGCCAGUGAAGGAGCACGAGCGUUCCAGAAAACGACGCUUUUUCAUCGACAUGGCGAGUAUAGGAGUGGCCGUGAACAUAUCCAGCACGGAGGAGAGGGCCGUGUUUACUCAGCUGAAGCCGGUGCGGCUCUCCGGCCCGGAGCCCGCGGAGGACUCGUCCGUGUUCGAGGACGUGAAGCCCACGACCCAUAUGGAGCUGGACAAAUAUCUGCCUCAAAAUGCACCCAUGCCAUCCCCAAAUCUCACAGACAAGAAGUACCGUCGGGAGAGCGCCUCUGUGGUGGAUGAGUAUUUUGCAGAUGAAAAGCCUGCGCCCUACAGCCUGAACAUCAAUGUGAUCCUACCCAACACCACACAUCUCCGCACAGGGCUUUACCGUCCAGCCAAACCCAUGGCACCACAGAUCAAAACUGAACCUGGAGUGGAUUCUUCCUGCAACAUCCAGACGCUUCCUGACUUCACCUCGGUCUUCAGUGUGCCCCAGACCGUCAACAGUCUGUUCAUCAAGCCUGAUAUGGGCACCACAGACGACCUCCACAUCGGUCCCCAGCAGCCCCAGGUCUACCAGAUGCCCGUCAGCAGCAGUGACCUCACCUCAAUGACUUUCUCCCACAGCCAGGCCCCCACAGCCACGGCGAGGACCAUGCUCAACCUGAACGCUGUGGCCCUCACCACGCCGUCGGGCGAAUUUGUGAUACCUGAACAGUACUAUCCUCAGGCACAACCCCACAGCCUUCCCCCAUCCCCACCCAACUCCCAGCCAGGUAGUCCUGAGAACCAGGCAGAGCUGAUAACUACAGUCCCGCCACCUCCUCCAUAUCAGGCCAGAAUCGGACUAAAGGUGGGGCAGAUGACCCCUCACUCUGUGCUGAUGACUCACGGACAGGGCGUCCUUACCGGACCCAGGUACAACAGAAGGAACAACCCCGAGCUGGAGAAGAGGAGGAUCCACCACUGUGACUUUCCAGGAUGCACCAAAGUUUACACAAAGAGCUCCCACUUGAAAGCACACCAAAGGACUCACACAGGUGAGAAGCCCUACCGCUGCACUUGGGAAGGAUGCGACUGGCGCUUUGCGCGCUCCGAUGAGCUCACGCGCCACUACCGGAAGCACACGGGAGCCAAGCCGUUCAAAUGUGUCGCCUGCAACCGGUGCUUCUCGCGCUCGGAUCACUUGGCGCUCCACAUGAAGCGCCAUCAAAACUGAGAGACUGCUUUUUUUUCCCCCCUGUCCUUCUUUUUAUAUAAUAUUUUUAUUAUUAAGUAUAUAUUUCAUCGUCUUCAUCAAAGAUCAAAUCGUCUUUACCUUCAAAAAGAGCUGCCAAUUCCAAGUGGAGUCUCUUCACCACGGACUGAUGAACACCUUCUGGAGUGUCGCCCACAGCAGAUCCGCUUUUUAUCUGCUGACAACUGUAAAUACUGUAUGUUUGGAUGUGAAUGCUCUCUGUAUUAUACAACAAAGAAUGUUUUUUUUUUUUUUUUUUAUCUAUAGCUGACCUCGUCUUUUCACCCAGUAGUACGCCAUUAAAAAGACGUAAAAUAAAAAUAACGUAAAUAAAAUGUGUAUUUUUAAAUUGUUGAAAAGAUGUUUAUGUAAGGACGUAUACAUAUUCAUUUUCGUUUUCAACCACUUAAAAAUACGUCUUUUCACUUUCAGCCGUGAUGGAACAUAAUGGAACGUUUCCACAAUUUUUAAACAUCUUUACAAAAUGAUGGUCCAUAAGUUGUGGUGAUUUAGAGAAUGUAUAACUGCAUCUAUCAUGCAGAAAAGUACUUUUAAAACAUGCAUUGUGGUGCAGUCCCCUUUCAGAGUAGAUGAAUUAAGGAGACUUUAGCGAGGACUCUCUUCUGUGCUCUCUUCAGUUCUAAUUCUGCAUUUCUUUGGUUAAACAUUGUGUGAGUAAGCAGAUAAAGAUAAGAUGAUAUGAGUUUGCCAUUCUGAUAUUUCCAAGUACGCAGCUGCUCUUGUAUCAGCGCCAUUAGCAGCACUGUGGUUGGUCAGGUAAUGAGCAAAAGCUGUUAUGGCCAGAAAAUCAACCAGACAACUCUGUUUUUAGAUUUAAUAUACUUGGCUUUGCAGGGAUGGUCACAGAUACUUAUUAAUGCUGUUUAUUAUAGUAUUUUGCCUCUUCCCAUUUCAGAAACACUAUUAAAAAUUAAGGACUACUGCUUUAACAGCAUAGCGCUGGUUGGGCGUCAGUAGUACUUUAAAGCAGUUAUGGUCAGGUCUGUAAAAAAGAGAUCGCUUCAUUUAUUAAUUUAUUCAUGGCUUAAUUGUGUUUCAGAUAUAUAUUUUUUUCCCCACUCGAGAUAAGCCAGGUUAGACCAUUGUAUAAGAUGGCAGUGUAUUAUGGUCUGCACUAUUUAAAAUGUUUUUUAUUUUUCCUUUUAUAUAAGAAUCUUUACUUGUUUGCUAAGGAGUUAAGAUUCAGCAUUGAGUAAUGUUUGUUUUUCUCAGUGCUUCGUAUCCAAGGAAACAAAGCUUUUUAUGAAGGGAUUGAGUAACUGAAGUAUCGCUCUCUCUGAUCACCAUUUUGGCAGCCUUUCUAACUGUGUGCUAUUAAAGGAACUAUGUCCAGGACUUUAGCCAAGUGCUAACAGUGAUGGCGAUACUCAUAGUACAAGAGUUUCCUUCGUUCCACCUUUAAAACAGGUCCCAGAAAAAUGGACAAUCAUCAUUUUAUGUGCGAGAACCUAUUUUCAGUGAUUUGAAGGAUGAAUACCCAGAAUAGCAAUUGACUAGCAUCUUACUUUUCUCGUUUUUAACCUUCCAAGUGUUAGUGCUGACUAAAUUAACAUUUCUAACAUUGCUGACUAUACUGUUCAUCCACUAUACUCGCCUACCCUUACAAAAAGGUCACAUAGAGUUUCACAAAAAAUUAAUUUAAACAAAAAUUUUCAUAUGAUCUGGCAUGUUUUUGUGUUUUUAUUUUAUUUUUUUAUUAUUAUUUUUUUUUUGCAAUCUUCCGUCCUAAAAUCCUGUUUUGUUUUGUCUGCGAGGGUAAUGAAUAUUCCUGAACAUAUGCCUCCUUUAGUAAUGAUGGAUAUAUUCCAAAACUUAUGCUCUUGCAGACUUACAUUCUUAACCACGUCACCUUAUCACAACGUCUGUGCCAAAUUACUUGCAAAGUUUGAUUUAGAAUGUUAAAAAAAUAUAUAUAUAUUUUGAUUAGCUGAGCUAAUACUAGCUAACACUGCUUGUUUAUUUCUACUUAAAUACUGAAGAAAUGAUUGGAUAGAUUGGGAGGUUGCUACAGCCUGAGAGACUGUAAAAUGUACCUCUCGCCAACAAAAAAACAAAGAACAAACCUUUUCUGUAUGAAACUAAUUUAACAGUUUUCUCAGCCUGCCUUGAAACGAUGUGCCUCAAGGACCACUAAUGGGGUGUGUGUGGUUUCUGUGACGGCAGUUUGUAAGCACUUCCUGCUUGCGAUUUAAAGUUCUCUGUGUGCCUGCGUACAUUUCCUUUGCUAACUGUAUGGAGGGGACUCUAAUGUACCAUAAGGUAUUGUACAUAAUGUACUUAAAAUAACGAGCCUGUAAAUAUGUUUUUCUCUCUUGUUUGAUUGAAUUUUUAUUAUGAGAAAAAUGGGAUUUUUUUUUUCUUUUGUUUUUUUGAAAGGGUAUGUGUUGACCAAGUUUGUUGACUUUGUCAUUGAGACCAACAAAAAUCAUUUUGUAUUUUUGUUUAUGAAUAUGAAAAAUCAUAAAAUAAAAACAAGAAUCAAA
This is a messenger RNA of Astyanax mexicanus (Mexican tetra), 3839 nucleotides long. It is a transcript of the gene klf5l, whose product is annotated as Kruppel-like factor 5 like. Gene Ontology annotation, biological process: regulation of transcription by RNA polymerase II. Gene Ontology annotation, molecular function: DNA-binding transcription factor activity, RNA polymerase II-specific; RNA polymerase II cis-regulatory region sequence-specific DNA binding. The record is from RefSeq and is a predicted model, not a curated record. NCBI's taxonomy places the organism in Eukaryota, Metazoa, Chordata, Actinopteri, Characiformes, Acestrorhamphidae. Bases 34 to 1317 code for a protein of 427 amino acids. The transcript is spliced from 4 exons.